ACGUCUCUGAGUGUUUCCGUGUUACUUGAGCGAAGACGGGGCAACCCUAACAAGAGCCAAAGAACUUGAGAUGGAAGUUCGAGAGAAGCAGUGGAGGAGCUUCCAACCCCACGAUGAUAGGACAUCACCAUCGGUUCCAAGGACUUGGUUUUUGGCCUCUUUUUCUGGCCUGGCUUGCUUGCCGUCACUGCUUGCUUGGGACCGGGAGUACGCAGCUUGCUUGGGUAACCAGCGCCCUAUUUGCGGACCAUGGCCCUGCGUUUGACCUCAUGCUCACGUUGUUGCGGCUUCUAUUUGGAGUGCUGGACGGGGACGGUAUCGAUUCCCGUAGGCGGAUCUCGCAAGAGCUUAUGGUUUCAACCCGCGCUCUCCGCGUCAGGUACCGAAGGUCAGGUACGCAUGCAGAAAGGGGGUGAAGAUGCGCACACGGCUUCGAGACUCCUUGGCUGCUUUGAUUUUUAAGACUUGUUGGGGCAAUGGAACGAGUUGGCGAGCAACAGGACUCCAAAGCAAAGCGCCUUUGAUUCUCCUUUG
This is a messenger RNA of Neurospora tetraspora, 534 nucleotides long. RefSeq lists its product as uncharacterized. The transcript has a single exon. The record is from RefSeq and is a predicted model, not a curated record. The coding region runs from base 114 to 416 and encodes 100 amino acids. NCBI's taxonomy places the organism in Eukaryota, Fungi, Ascomycota, Sordariomycetes, Sordariales, Sordariaceae.